AUGUGGGCUGAGGGUAGAAAGGACAUGGACGCAUUCGAGCGAGCGAGAGGUCACAAACACACACUCAUUGUGUCCGGUCGGUCUGCUGCAGCAACAACAACAGCAGCGGCCGGUGAGGUUUCGUUCAGUGUGGGUCGAAUAAAAGAAACAAAGGAACCGUCUCUUAACUUCGGGUCAUGUCAUUUCUUGGCGUGGCGUUGA
Opisthorchis viverrini is the source of this 201-nucleotide messenger RNA. RefSeq lists its product as hypothetical. The transcript has a single exon. The record is from RefSeq and is a predicted model, not a curated record. Bases 1 to 201 code for a protein of 66 amino acids. Lineage: Eukaryota; Metazoa; Platyhelminthes; Trematoda; Opisthorchiida; Opisthorchiidae.